Messenger RNA from Cercopithifilaria johnstoni, 459 nucleotides. The record is from the annotation of a GenBank genome assembly. Lineage: Eukaryota; Metazoa; Nematoda; Chromadorea; Rhabditida; Onchocercidae.
AUGGUUCGCACAACAUUUUUAACGAAGGUUGCUCUCUCACAAUCCUCAUUGCUAGCUCAUUGGGAAAAGGUCUCACCAGCUUCUAAAAACGUCAAAUUUACUUAUAACGGAAAAUGGGCACAAAUGUUGCGGUAUUUUUUAUGGUCAUAUGGCUGGAGCGGGAGACGAUAUGGUCUGCUAUUUCACGAUCAAUGUUUUGAGCCUGCUCCAGAAGUGAAGGAGGCACUACAUCGUUUGAACUUGAAAGAACCAUGGCUUUUUGAUGAACGCAAAAUACGACUUUAUCAUGCUCAUUCGAUGAAAUCCCAUGGUGAACAAUUACCAAAAGAAAAGUGGACGAAAUGGGAAGAUGAAACAUGGUACCUUAAGCCAUAUUUGGAUGAAAUUGAAGAAGAAAAAAAGACACGAUCGAACACUUCUGGACUGCUUCCUGGUUUUCAAUUAAAAGGGCGUCAUUAA